AUGACAGAGGAAAGUCGGGGCAAACGAAGGAAACAAGCCAACCCGAGGAGAAACCGAGUGGAUGCUGAGCAAGUGACUUCACUGGGAUCUGAGGGGGAGGAUGAGGUGGGCCUGUGGAGCCUGGAGCCCCAGGACUUCCAGGAGAGCCUGGACAAGACAAGCCUGACGCCCAGCGAGGGGACGGAGGAGCCCGGCAGUCCAGCUCGCUCCACGCGGCCGCACAGCCUCAGCCCCGGCAGCAGGAACUACUGGGUGCAGGUGGAGCCGGAGGCCGAGGCUGCUGAGGACACCAUCACUGCAUCCACCACUGAUAGGGAAGACCAGGAACCACUAAGGAUGUACUGUAAGAACUCAGACUCCCAGAAUGCCUUGGAGGACCUGGCUAACUAUGCAUUUCUGGCCCAGCUGAAGAAGACCUCUACCUCCACCAGUUUCUCGGACCACCUGAGCCACAAUGGCACAGCAGCUGUGUACCACCAGGGCAGCAGGCACGAUGAUCUGCCGCCUGCUAUCUGGUCACCAGGAGCUCAGCACCACUCACCCGAGGGAGCAGAUGCAGGGAGGACCCAGCAGGUUUGCCCGUUCUGCCACAGGAUGUUUCAGCGUGGAGCGUCUUUGAGGGAUCACAUCAAGUACUGUCAGGAGAGGGAGGGGGGGCACAUGGUCUGUCCACUCUGUGGAUACACUGCCCCCCAUAGGGCACAGAUGGAGCAGCACCUGGCACUUCACAAUCAAAUGCAGGACAAGAAUCCCAUCACGCUGGAUCAAAGCAUGGAGACCAGGAAGUUUAAAUGUCUGCAGUGUGGGAAAGCAUUCAAGUACAAACACCACCUCAAAGAGCAUCUCCGCAUCCACAGCGGUGAGAAACCUUACGAAUGCUCCAACUGCAAGAAACGUUUUUCUCAUUCUGGCUCCUACAGCUCCCACUUAAGCAGCAAGAAGUGCCACAGUGGUGGUGGAAAUGGAGGGGGAAAUACAGGAGGAGCCGGCGGGGCAUUUAAUGGACAUAGCCAAAGCCCCUACCACCACUCAUUUCUACCGUCUCCCUCUGCAGGCGGGGGGAGAAACAGUAAUGACAAGGGCUCUCCGUCGGCUUCACAGAACCAAGAUAACUCCAGGUCUCUGGGCCGAGUACCAGAGGAUCCUCACCAGCUUUUACUGCAGGAACCCAACCAGAACCCUGCCGCCUUCCCCCGAGCUCUGGAUCUGGCUCGAUUUUGGGACACCUCAUCAGAGCUGUCUCUAAGGGCCAGUAUCCUAAAAGGGACCACCCUGCUGCCCUUUACUUACUCUGGGACCAAGUUUGAGCAGAUGCUGCAGGAGAUGCUUCACAGGGAGGUGAAGACAGAUGAGGAGAUAGAAAGAGGAGGGGGCGCUGCAGCAGAGGAAAGGAGGGUGAUUCACAACGGAGGAGGGCCUGAGAGGAAGAUGUCGCCUGACAGAAGGAGAGAGUCUGUGAGGUCAGGUGAAGGGGAGAGAGGUGUGCUUGGAGUGACGUGUCGCUGGUGCUCCCAGCUUUUCCCUAAUGUGGCAGUGCUCCUGCAGCACGAGCGCUACCUCUGUAAAAUGAACCGCGAGGCAGUGGAGGUGCCUGAGGGUCUUCGCAGCAAAGACCACCCUUCGUCACCUUCAUUCUUCCCCAUAUCUGCCCUCCAACUGGAGAACAGCAAACCAUGUAAAGUAACCAAUGGCCUCUCUGGAAACAAGUCACCACUGCAGAAGCCCAGCUGGCACUCUGUCCCGCAGCAGCUUUUGGUCGCGAUGCACUCUCCCACACAGCCCCGCCACGACGCCCUGUCCUCACGUGCCUAUUGGUCGGUCCAGGAAAAAGGAAGCCCGAGCCAACCAGUCAACCAUUCCCCAGAGCUGUCAUCACCCAGAGCCAGAAGAAGAGUUCCCUCCUCAGGAUUCGGUUCUCCCAUCUGCCUCGACCUCACCACCUGUCCUCCUGAAAUCUCCUCACCUCAGAACCAGACCGGCAGCCCCUGGUCCACGCAGAACGAACCUCUGGACCUCUCCCUGCCCAAGCAGCACUCAGAGCAAGAGGGGAGGAACAAAGCUGUCAACGGCAGCUCCUCAGCCAGAGGUGAGAGGAGAGAGCUUGGGACCCAGCAUCUUAAGAGACUUCGUUCCAGCUUAAGUCCAACUUCACAUCUAGCCCUUCACCACCACCCGGUCUACAGCGGGGCCGCAGCUCCUGUGUUUCCAGGCUCAUUGUACAAUGGUUUUCCUAUCUUCAGCCAGUCUGGUUUAGGGCUUUCAGGACACGAUGGCAUCACAACAAUUCCAUUCGGCCAGCCAGCGAAUAGCCCUGGGUUUCUCUCUCCUAUGGCUUACAUGAUGGAGGCAGACACAGAGGCCACACUGAAAAAGAUCCACCAGGAGAGACAUGCUCUCAUGGGUGAGGUGUUAGGCCGUGGCGCCCUGGACUACCUCUCUCUGAUGGAUGAAGGUCUGGAGGGAGAAGGCGGGCCAGGGAGGAAGAGACUGAAGAAGACAGACGAGGGGCUGUAUGCUUGUGACAUCUGUGAAAAAACCUUCCAGAAGAGCAGCUCUCUGCUCCGACACAAAUAUGAGCACACAGGCAAGCGUCCUCAUGAGUGCAAGAUUUGCAACAAGGCCUUCAAGCACAAGCACCAUCUGAUUGAGCACAGCCGGCUGCACUCUGGAGAGAAACCCUACCAAUGUGACAAAUGUGGCAAGCGCUUCUCUCACUCCGGCUCUUACUCCCAGCACAUGAACCACCGCUACGCCUACUGCAGCAAAGACCAGGAUCCAGACCAAGACCACGAGGAAAUGCCUUUCACCCCGGGGUCAGGAAACAUUCUCGGGGGGCGGCUCGCCGAUGAGACCCCCCUGUCCAUGGAGGAUACUCAAACUCCACACUCUUUCCUCAGUGAUUCCAGUCUGGAUGGAGCUCCAGAGGCCCUCAAAGAGGAGGAGGAGGAUAAAGAGGCAGGAGUUAGCGAUGGUCAUAUGGAAGAGGCACAUGAGAGUUUGUCAGGGGAGCAGUUGGAAGGUAGCCCCGUCCAAGAAUCACCUGCAAGGGAGCAUGGAGAGCAGCAUGAGAGAAACAGUUGUGAUGUGGGAAACCAUAUUGACAGUGUGGAGAGACACAUGUGGGACCGAGACACUGAGGACCAGAGUGAAGACUUGGACAAAUGUGAACUAAGCCUGGAGAUAACAGAUUUACCCAGAAUAAAAACUUAAGGUAACUUUAACAAGCUAAUACAAUGCAUAUACUGUAUAUAUUGAGAAUUUUAAUAUUU
Seriola dumerili (greater amberjack) is the source of this 3269-nucleotide messenger RNA. Its product is annotated as zinc finger E-box-binding homeobox 2-like. The record is from RefSeq and is a predicted model, not a curated record. The transcript is spliced from 8 exons. Lineage: Eukaryota; Metazoa; Chordata; Actinopteri; Carangiformes; Carangidae. The coding region runs from base 1 to 3210 and encodes 1069 amino acids. Gene Ontology annotation, molecular function: DNA-binding transcription factor activity, RNA polymerase II-specific; RNA polymerase II cis-regulatory region sequence-specific DNA binding. Gene Ontology annotation, biological process: regulation of transcription by RNA polymerase II; anatomical structure development.